Molecule: messenger RNA, 1201 nt
Organism: Neomonachus schauinslandi (Hawaiian monk seal)
Lineage: Eukaryota; Metazoa; Chordata; Mammalia; Carnivora; Phocidae
Product: lymphocyte antigen 6 complex locus protein G6f
Exons: 8
Coding region: 23-1201 (392 amino acids)
Biological process (GO): acetylcholine receptor signaling pathway
Cellular component (GO): external side of plasma membrane
Molecular function (GO): acetylcholine receptor inhibitor activity
Source: RefSeq, a predicted model, not a curated record
GAGAACUUGGCAGGCUCUCUCCAUGGCCGUCUUACUCCUCCUCCUUCUGUUUCUACGUGGACCCCACCAGGCUGCUGCAGACAACAUCCAGACCAUCUAUGUAGCCUUGGGGGAGGCGGUGGAGCUGCCGUGCCCCUCACCACCCGCCCUGAGUGGAGACGAGCUCCUGUCCUGGUUCCGCAGCCCUGCAGCAGGCUCCUCCACUGCCCUGGUGGCCCAAGUGCAAGUAGCCAGGCCAGCCCCAGGCCCCGGGAGGCCCACAAGGGUAUCCAGGCUGAAACUGCUGGGGAACUACUCGUUGUGGCUGGAAGGGUCCAAGGAGGGAGACGCCGGUCGAUACUGGUGUGCCGUGCUGGGUCCGGAACACCAGUACCAGAACUGGAGGGUAUAUGAUGUCUCCGUGCUCCGAGGAUCCCAGCUAUCCGCGAGGGCUGCAGAUGGACCCCCCUGCUCUGUCCUCUUAUGCUCUGUGGCCCCUGCCAGACGUCUAGACUCUGUGACCUGGCUAGAGGGAAAGGGUCCUGUGAGGGGUCAUGUACAGUCAUUUUGGGGCAAUGGGGCUGCCCUGCUCUUGGUGUGUCCUGGGGAGGGGCUCUCUGAGUCCGGGGAACAUAGACCAAGAAUCAUCCGCUGCCUCAUGCCUCACAACAAAGGGGUCAGCUUUAGCCUGGCAGCCUCCAUGGAUGUCUCCCCUGCCCUCUGUGCCCCUUCCACGGGCUGGGAUGUGUCCUGGAUCCUGAUGCUGUUGCUCACAGUGGGUCAGGGGUUCACCAUCCUGGCCCUCAGCAUCAUGCUCUGCAGACAGAGGGUCCAGGGGGCUCAGGGGGAAGGGAUGAGAGUGCUACUUUACAAUGCUGGAGGAGGCCCCAGCAGCUCCUGCAAAGAAACGGUGGCCACCUGCGGGGAGGGGGAGUGCUGCGGCUUCUUGGAGCUCAAACCCCAGCCGGGCCGAGGGCAGAACAAGCUGUGUGGAAACCCCUCAGUGACCUUGAUUCAUCACUAUCCAGCCUGCGUGGCGGCCCAUCAUUGCAAUCAAGUGGAAACAGAGUUGGUGGGAGAUGUGACUUACACAACCCACAGGGACUGCUGCGUCGGAGACCUGUGUAACAGCGCUGUGGCAAGCACCGUGGCCCCGCCAUGCAUCUUGGCUGCAGCAGCCACCACCCUGGCCUGGCUCUUGCCAGCACUGUGGAGAGGCUAG